GUGGACUGGGUCUCCUUGUCAUUUGCCUUCAGUAGAUUGUGCCGUGGAGAGUGCAGUGAAGGGAUCCGGAGUGCGCUGUUGAAAGAAAAAGAAAAAGAAAAAGAACAACAAAGAUAAUUUAGCAAUGAAAUGGACGCAUGAACGUAUUGCAAUUCACUAACGUUAGUCUUUUUAUAUUGAAGUCAAUGACGUAGAAUCGUCUAAGCAAGUGAUUUAAAGGUUAGCAGCUGGCUAAAGCGAGACAGGGCUGUGUCAUUGAGAAGGCAGGACACGUCAAGACGAGGAAGGGAGAAAAAAUAGACACUCCCGUCGGAUUAAAGAUCCCCACUUUAUAGUGUCAGAUCACCAGUUUAUUGGAGCUUCUGCGUUCGUUUGCAUUGUGAUAAUAUCUGGAACGAGUGUCUGUCCUCUCAGUCAUCGCUUGGAUCAGCCUCUAAGGGUUUAGGAAGCAAGAACAACUGUGUCGGAGCCAGGUUGAACUGGAGAACAUAAAUGGGGGAUUACGGGUUUGGAGUCUUAGUGCAGAACAACACUGGCAACAAGUCUGCUUUCCCAGUACGAAUCCACCCUCACCUGCAAGCGCCACAUCACCACCAGAAUGCGACCGCCAGCCCCGCCGCUUUCAUAAACAGCACCCCGGCUGGAAAUGGCGGCAGCAGUGUUUCGACCUGGCUGUUCCCGGCGGCCGGCGCUCACAGCAACAUGCAAGAUGAAAUUCUAGGGUCAGAAAAGCCCAAAGCCCAGCAGCAGGAGCUGCAAGAGACCCAAGAGAAGCAGCAGCAGCAGCAGCUCUCCCCCGGACACCAGGAGAGCGCCAUCAUCUCUGAGCUGGAAAAGGCUCGUGCCGAAGAGAGUAAAGUGGAGAGCGGGUCAUCCGACGGGACCAGUGGCAAGGAGAAACUGCGAUUGGAGUCCCCCGUGCUGACGCCCUUUGACUAUCAGGAGCCUUCGGGACUGGGCACAGUUGCCCAGUCCAGCACCUCCUCCUCCCUGACCAGCUUCAACAACUGGUCGGCUGCAAUCCCCGCCACCCCCUCCACCAUCAUCAACGAGGACAUCAGCUUCUUCAACCCGGCCGCCUCGGCCAACAACGCCCCUCUGCUGUUCCAGAAUUUCUCCCACCACGUCAGCCCAGGCUUCGGGGGGAACUUCUCCCCUCAGAUCGGUCCCAUUUCCCAGCACCACCCACCUCACCCCCACUUCCAGCACCCCCACAGUCAGCACCAGCAGCAUCGUCGUUCUCCGGCCAGUCCCCAUCCGCCGCCAUUCCCCCACCGCAGCGCCCCCUUCGGCCAGAUGCCGCAUCUCUCCAACAACCUGAGCAAGCCUCCCUCACCCUGGGGCAGCUACCAGAGCUCCUCGCCCUCUGCUUCUUCCACUUCGUGGAGCCCAGGUGGGGGUUACGGCGGUUGGGGUGGCUCCCAGGGCCGUGAGUACCGCCGUGGUUUGAAUGGCGGCAUGACUCCUCUCAACUCCAUUUCCCCACUAAAGAAGACCUUCCCCAACAACCACAUGCCCCAGCAGAAGUAUUCCCGAGCAAGCCCUGGCUUCAACCCGAAGUCCUGGAUGGAUGACAGCAGGAGCGAGAACAUCUUCCCUUUCCAGGAUCGUCCCCGUUCAUUUGAUGGCUUCAACAUGCAUUCUCUGGAGAACUCUCUGAUUGACAUCAUGAGGGCCGAGCAAGACACUCUGAAAGGUCGCCUCGGAUUCACCCAUACAGGAGGAGAAAGCCCCUUGCCCAUAAAUGCAAGGAAUUAUGGGAGGCGACGAGGACACUCAUCCCUGUUCCCAAUGGAAGAUGGCUUCCCAGACGAGGAGAGAGGCGAUCAGAGCCUGCCUGGCCUUGGUUCCUCCCACUGCUUCCCUCACCAGAAUGGAGAGAGGGUGGAGCGCUAUUCUCGCAAAGUCUUUGUGGGUGGCCUCCCCCCUGAUAUUGACGAAGAUGAGAUAACCGCUAGUUUUCGCCGCUUCGGGCACCUGUUUGUGGACUGGCCUCACAAAGCAGAGAGCAAGUCAUACUUCCCCCCGAAAGGUUACGCUUUCCUCUUGUUUCAAGAUGAGAGCUCUGUUCAAGCCCUUAUCGAUGCCUGCAUCGAGGAGGACGGAAAGCUCUAUUUAUGUGUUUCCAGCCCAACCAUUAAAGACAAACCUGUCCAGAUUCGCCCUUGGAAUCUUAAUGAUAGUGAUUUUGUGAUGGAUGGAUCACAGCCCCUAGACCCGAGGAAGACCAUAUUUGUGGGUGGAGUGCCACGCCCACUUCGUGCAGUGGAGCUGGCGAUGAUCAUGGACAGGCUGUAUGGUGGCGUGUGCUAUGCAGGCAUCGACACAGACCCAGAGCUGAAGUACCCCAAGGGAGCAGGGCGGGUCGCCUUCUCUAAUCAGCAGAGCUACAUUGCUGCUAUCAGUGCUCGUUUUGUACAACUGCAGCAUGGAGAAAUCGAUAAACGGGUGGAAGUGAAGCCAUACGUCUUGGAUGACCAGCUGUGUGAUGAAUGUCAGGGGACUCGCUGCGGAGGGAAGUUUGCUCCUUUCUUCUGCGCUAACGUGACAUGUCUCCAGUAUUACUGUGAAUACUGCUGGGCGGCCAUCCACUCACGCGCCGGCCGGGAGUUCCACAAGCCUCUGGUUAAGGAAGGUGGCGACAGACCUCGCCAUAUCUCCUUCCGCUGGAACUAAAGCUGUGCUGAGGACUCUUUACAACUAAGGACGCACUUGCUUGUGUUGACGCGACAAAUCUGCAGAGAAGAGAUCAAAGUGUAUAGCUUAAGUUCUUGGCUCUUGUACACUAGAUUUUAAUGGCAGCCCUAGAUUCAGAAAUGAUCUGACAGCAGCAUGGUAAGAACACGUUGUCGUUUAUGUUAAUAUCGCGCAAAAUGGCUAAAAGAUAACCUUGUCUUUUUGGUUUCCUCUCCAUAGUUGGAAUAUAAACUUAUAAGGAGAAUGCUAAAUCUGGUUCAUGUUUAGGCUGAUCCUCGUAUCACAAUGGAUGUUUGAUGUUUAGGUAUUUUAACAUUUGAAAAUAUAUAUUCUUGAACUGCCAACUAGUUCCUAUUGUAAUCCUUAGCAUGCAUGAUGAGAAAGGAAAAAAAAACGUACAUGAAUUAGCUAAUAAUUGUUGUGGUUGUGCACCAGAUGUUUCUAAACCUUUCGUUUAAGGCCACCACACACCCUGCACCCUCCCCAUGUUAUUCUCGAAACCUUCCCCAUAAUCCAGUAUCAAUAGGAUGCACAGAGGAAAAAAUAUAUAUAUACACACACACACACACGUAAAAAAAAAAGAUAACUCUAAAUGUCAUUGGAUGAAUUUGCAGUGCAGGACGAAAGCAUCUUCUUUAGUACGCUGUUAAAAAGACUUGAGAACUUCAUCCCCACUGUCUGUUUGAAGUAAAUCAAAACCCGUUUGGAGAAAGGGGAACUUAAGACUUGAAUGUGGUAAAUGUUGCAAGUUAACUUCGAGUUGUUAUGUGCAAUACUUUUUUUUUGUUUUGGUUUUGUUUUAACUUUUUCCAGAUAAAGACUCUUUGCAAUGUAAUUCUUUAAUGCCAUUUUUAAUUGCCGACAUUUAAAGAAGAUGUUAAUAUGUUUUUCACAGUCAUUUUCUACUGUUAUUGUAAUCCUUUUCAUGCUGGUGUUUGUAAAAAAGAAAAGAAAUCAAACUAUUUGUACUAAUAUAAAUAAUUGAAGUUAUUUUUAAAACAUUAAAGGUUUUGUGCUUAUUUGCUUAUUUUGUUUAUUUCAAGCUACUGUGAUUGAUUGCAUUGUAAUUAUUAGGUCAACAAUGUAUUUAGCUGUUUAUUGGUAUAUUUUUGAUUGGAAUGUAUAAUUAAUUUUUAUAAUUUUGAUCAGAUUUUUGUUAUAUUUUUGAGGUGAAGCUUUUAAUAUGUUAAAGUGUCUAGUUUUUACUAAUUGCUAUAUUGUGCUCCACAAUAUAUGGUUCACAUUUUCUGAAGGAAAAUAAAUAUUUAAAUAUCUGUCUGUUAACGAUGUUACUUAAUGGCAAAAUUUCAAUAGUUUUUAACUGUGUAUGGGAAGGUUGUUGUAUUUAUUAAUACCAUUUUUUUUACUUAAGAUAUCACCUUAAUUUUUAUGUCAUUUCACUUUAUAAGUUCCUAUUUUUGUAUUUUUUUCUUUCUAAUUAAGUUAUGUUAUACAAAAUGUCCAUAUUCUAGGAGUUGGUCUGUAAGUGCUAGUGAAACAAAAAGAAAAAUCUAAUGCUAUUUAAUUGUUUGCAGCCAACUAUUUAUAACAAUAUGCAUAAUUUUUAAAUAUUUGUAAUGUGAAAUGUUGAAUGAAUAAAACUUAACUGUGACAUGA
Molecule: messenger RNA, 4314 nt
Organism: Carassius carassius (crucian carp)
Lineage: Eukaryota; Metazoa; Chordata; Actinopteri; Cypriniformes; Cyprinidae
Product: cytoplasmic polyadenylation element-binding protein 4-like
Exons: 12
Coding region: 493-2676 (727 amino acids)
Biological process (GO): negative regulation of cytoplasmic translation
Cellular component (GO): nucleus; cytoplasm; neuron projection
Molecular function (GO): ribosome binding; mRNA regulatory element binding translation repressor activity; mRNA 3'-UTR binding
Source: RefSeq, a predicted model, not a curated record